AUGGUCCCCAAUAAUCAAGAAGACUCUAAUUCUACCUCAGCGUUGACACAGAAUAAUCAAUUCAAUUUAGAUGAAAUAAUCAAUAUUUUAACUAUUUGCACACCUUCAACUACCGAAGAUUAUACCGAACAUUUAUACAAAAUAACUUCUUUGAUUUAUGAUAAGAAGAUUUCUAUUAACCAAUCAGCUAUACUCGAAACUAAACUUUACUCCUUGAUGGACUCAUUACCAAAAUUUCAAAAUUUAAAUGAACCAAUCACAUCUAAAUUAUAUUUAGUCAUUGAGAAAAAUUUCGACAUUUUCAUUAAAAUUUCAACUAAUCAUAAAAAUGUCGAGUUGGCUACCAGAACUAUAAGAUUUUUAACUAAUGUUAUCAUGAGUUUAAAUUAUUGGGAAAUUUAUAACUUAUUAUCUUGGAAACCAGCUAUUUAUCAUUUUUUGAACUUGAUUCAUUUUGAUCUCAAUGAUUGUUAUUCAAGAUUCAUAAAAGAUUAUGCAACUUAUAGCUUUAAACAAGCUUCAUUAUCUGAUACUGUAUUACUGAAAAUUUCGAAAUCAAAAGCUAAGAGAAGGAAAUUAGCAGCAGCUCAAGCAGCAGUAAAUGCAGGUUAUUUAGAAGGCUUAUCAGCAUCUCCUGGUUCUGAUACUGGGUCAUUUUCUACUAAUGAUGAUGGUAAGUCUGCCUCAAGCACUCCUGCAUCUUUCUUAAUGGGAGUUUCACCUCAAGAUCAUGAUAAGUUUGUCUCUGAAAGAUUAUCAGGCUUAACUCAGAAAGAGAAAAGAAAAAUUAGAGUUGAUGCUAAACUUGCGGCUCAUAGAAUAAUAAAGAAAACUGAACAUCAUCGUCCAUCAAACAAAUCUUCGAAUUAUGAUCCCGAUGUGGUUCAUGAAUGUCAAUUACCUUCUGCUGAUGAACCUAAUAAAUUAUGCUUACGUAGAUUUUCAAGAAAGUAUGAAUUAAUAAGACAUCAAGAAACCGUUCAUCUGAAGAAAAAGAAAUUAUUCAAGUGUUUCGUAUGUGUUAAACAAAAUCCAAAUGUUGGUCCAAGAAUUUUUACGAGACAUGAUACGUUAGCAAAACAUAUAAGGGUUAACCAUAAGAUAUCAGGCAAAGAAGCAAAGGCUGAAGUAGCAUAUUCGAAAAAACAUGCUGAAGUUGUCGAAGAAGGCGAUAUAACUGUUCAUGUUGGUAGAAGGAAAACUAAAGUUGAUUUUGAAUUAAGAGCUCAUAUGGAAAAGAAGAAAAUGGCAAAAGAGACUCCUGAUGGUGAGAUUAUCACCGAAGACAUUAUCGAUUCAGGACCAGAUUCAAUAGAGUCUGACGAAGAAAUGAUCGAAUAG
Molecule: messenger RNA, 1341 nt
Organism: Hyphopichia burtonii NRRL Y-1933
Lineage: Eukaryota; Fungi; Ascomycota; Pichiomycetes; Serinales; Debaryomycetaceae
Gene: FGR15
Product: Fgr15p
Exons: 1
Coding region: 1-1341 (446 amino acids)
Source: RefSeq, a predicted model, not a curated record